ACUUAAUUUAAUAAAUUGUCUACAAACUAUGCACUUUUUACCAAUUUUGUUUAGAAGGUUUAUAUUCUUCCAAAAUAGUCUAUUAGCUUUCAAAAUCAUAUCAAGUUAGUCUACCCCAAGCCAUUACCGUUAAUUAACAUGACAGAAAUCCUUGUUAGCGCUCAUGUGGCACCACGUCAUCAGCCACGUAAACACCAUAAGGCCAAAAUAAAAGGAGGGAAAAUAAUUAAAUUUUUUACAUGAAAAUUAAAGAGGCAGGAGUUUUCCCUCUUUUAUUCUGGCCAUGUAGUGUUUACAUGGCAAAUGACAUGGUGCCAGAUAAUCACUAUGACAGUGUAUGUUUCUUCAUUUAGCUCCUUGUAACAAUAUGUCACAAAAGAUAACUUGUAAUGAGGAUCCAGAAUUAUGGCAAAAGCAAGAACAAGGCUAUAAGAAUUCCAGUGCUUCUCAAAUUUGGCCUCUAUGUUAAUUGCCACGUCUUUGAUAUAAAUAUCCCUACAGUUGAUAUUCUCCAACAAGCGUAACUCAAUCUUCUAAACAUUGGUAUGGUGGGAUGUACAACCACAAAUCUGCAUGAUGAACAACCAUAAGGCUGCCUUGCUAUUAUCUUAUGUUUAUUGAAAGUAUUUAUGUCAUGUUUAUUUAUGACACUGAUGAAGCUGUUCAGCAUGGAAGAGCAGUGUUUGAUGGAACUGAUUCUUUGCUUCCUGAGGUAAAGGAACAUAUUUUCUGGUCUGUUCUAGAAUGGAGACCAAGUAAGCAUGCACUUGGAUUGAACUUACCUGUUCUAAAUUAGAUAGUUCUAAUUUAGAGAAUGUGGAUUAUUUUUGAGAUGAUGAUUUGUCUAUGUUUAAUUCUUGUAUCUUGACAUAAGUUUUAUAUGGAAGAACAAUGUAAGUUAAUUGAUGGAACUUAUUAAAUUAAAUUAAGGUUUCAGUUAUGGCUCUUAAGUUGUAACCUAUGCUUAUUGGGCUACAUCGCUCAUGGUGUAUUGUAACUAUUGUUCACCCUGUUUCAGGUUAGCGGGUGAAGAGAUCAACAAUUUUGGGAGACUAAGAGUUUCCUAUGGUUUCUAGCAGUGAACAAGCUAUUCAGGCUUGUUGAGGUUGAUUGUGCUGUUCUAAUUACUGACUCCACCACUGGUGGGUUUGAAGUUGAUAUCCCCGUGGGCGUGCUUUUGCUUGCCUUUACCCUUGGUGUGUAGCAGAUGAUUAUUUGCUGCUUCAACAAGCUGAGAUUUGUGAUUUACACAAAUGGAUCAUGAUCUGUGUGAUUGUCAUAUUAAUUUGAUUUCCCUCAUUUCCCUCGUAAUCGCUCUUUUGAAGUUUGAAAUUAUUGCUUGAACUAACUUCUGUUAUCUCUUGUAUUUAGGAUGACGACAUGAUAUUAGUUUGAGAGUUCUCCUAAACUUUUCUUGACCGUUCGUUCGUGAUGUCUUGAAUGUCUUGAAGCGGAGAGGAGGUUCUUUCGCUGUGUUCUGACUCUUACAACUAGUGGCCAUGUAAAUUUUAUUUGAUCAAAUUUUACCAUUAGUGGUGUUGGAAGACAAUUAUUCCUGUAUUCAAAGAUUUUUUUAUGGCCAACUGUCUACUACUUUAUUAAAUGUACUUCCAUAAAAUUCUCUCUAUCAUCUUGUUUUUUGAGGAUAAAGUGUACUGGAGUGGGUCACCAAAUGGCAUCUUUUCUGUUAAAUUUGCUUUCUUGUUACUGCAACAACAACACACUAAUCUAUUUCAGCAGCCAGGUGGUUGGCGAUGGAUAUGGAAGUUACCGUGUUUGGAGUGAAUAAAGCUCUUUAUUUGGC
Messenger RNA from Rubroshorea leprosula, 1804 nucleotides. The record is from the annotation of a GenBank genome assembly. Lineage: Eukaryota; Viridiplantae; Streptophyta; Magnoliopsida; Malvales; Dipterocarpaceae.